AUGGAAGGAAAGACAUACUAUGCAGUCUGUAUGAUGCAAGAGGACCACCAUUCAGGAGUGAGUGGUCUAGUGAAAUUUGUUCAGCAGGAAGGCGGAAAGUGCCAUAUCUCAGCAGAACUAAAAGGCUUGAAACCAGGGUUGCAUGGAUUCCAUGUUCACGAAUUCGGUACUAAGUUAUUCUCUGUCAAUUUACUUUUCACUUUUAUCACCAUUUCAAUUACUAAAUCUUACCUUGUAGGAAACUUAACUAAUGGGUGUGUAACUGCAGGUGCACAUUUCAAUCCUCAUUAGAAGACUCAUGCAGGUCCAAAGGACGAGAAUCGUCAUGUGGGAGAUCUGGGAAACAUUGAAGUAGGUGCCGAUGGAAUUGGCCGAAUGGAAAUGGAUGACCAUUUGCUUAAACUCUUUGGCGAUACUGAUAAUAUCAUAGGAAGAGCUAUGGUUGUUCAUAUGAAAGAAGAUGAUUUAGGAAGAGGUGGUGAUGAGGAAUCCUUAAUUACUGGAAAUGCUGGAGGUAGAUUAGCUUGUGGAGUUAUCGGUCACUCAGGACCUCUAGCAGUAUGA
This is a messenger RNA of Stylonychia lemnae, 564 nucleotides long. Lineage: Eukaryota; Ciliophora; Spirotrichea; Sporadotrichida; Oxytrichidae. The record is from the annotation of a GenBank genome assembly.